GCGGAACUGUCAAGAAGCCAAGACGAAAUUUAUAAAUGAAUCUAAUGGAUAGAACCGAAAAUUUAUUGAUAAUGUGUGAAUUUCAUGCUGAUGAAAGGAUUACCACCAGUGAUAUCAAUUUCAGACCCGCAGUGUUUUUUUAAGGAAGCACAAAUGUAAUUCCAACAGGCUUAUUACAUGUAUAUGCAUAACUUUAGUGCUGCAGUUAAUAGUUAUUAGCAUUUUAUUACCACUACAAUUAACUAAUUUUAUUAAUUUCUUUUUUGACAAAAUCAACAGUCUCAAGAAAGAAAUGUCGUCUUCGGAAAAGAAAAACAGAACUGUUUUAAAUGGAAAUAAGCUGAUUUAUUUUUAUUUUUCACAUGACGCACAAGGCUCCUGGUUAGAUUUAAGAGACUAAUUUAGCAAAGCAAAAGUAAUCAGGCGGUGCCGUCCUGACUGAGGUAAUGCAGUUAUAUGGGUUAUAUAAAGCCAAGGAGUUAUAACAGAACUAAGAUUUGUUAAAAUAUUUGUAGUAGGUAAUUCUGAAACUUCCUGUUUGGGCAUAGAUAAAAAUUAUAGCCUCGUUUUGGCCUACGACAAAGGCCAUAGGUUAACUUACAUGUAUUAACAAAAUUUGAAAAAGGUGAUGCUUUUGUUUAAGUUGUUAUACAUGUAUUUACAUACAUGAAGGCAUAUUUACGAGUGGGGGAAAGUGUAUCAGGCAAAUACACAUUCUGAAUUACUAUAGCUGGAUCCAUCAAUUAUAAAACUCGGAUUAAGUUGAGUCCGUAGCCAACGGUAUGAGCCAUAUCUAACUAGCUGCGACCCCUUUCAGCAGAAUGAAAAUGGUAUAGUUCAGCAGGUUCAUUUGCGAAAUAUUUUACCUUUGUAGGAAAUAAAGCUUUAAACGCAAAAACCUCGGCUUUUUAUCUCAUAGCCAUCAAGGCGGUUUCUGUUGAUUCGUGAUAAUUUUGCUGACUUGGACGCAAACACUGAGACAAUUUAACGUGUAUUGCAACGCGCAUAACUUGGUUGAAUUUAGGGAUGAAAAUAAUAUCUGUUUUACCUAAGCAACAGUGACAGCUUUGACCUAUAAAAUCCCAUGAAGAUUAAGUGGAGUAAUAAUGCUUGUAAUUUACUUUUUAUUUGCUUUUGCUGAUUAAUGCAUUUCUAUGGCUUUAACUUCAGUCUUAAGGGUACUUAUACAGUGAUGUUCAUAAGUGAAGAAACAUUUGCUUAUCAAUUUUCUUUUUAAAAAAUUAAACCUUUGUUUAGAGCGAAAUCUGCACAGACUUCUUCCACUGAUUGAAUUUGAUACCACACCAUGUAUAAGACAUUAAAAGUAUUACAAUAUUUUCAAUACUGUGGUCUCUGACAGGAGUGAAUGUAAAUUAGGCUGAGAUCCAAAGCCAGACAGUUAAAAACCACUGUUGACGUCCUCAAGGUUGGUUUGCUGUUUUUUUUUUUCUGAAUCAGUAUUUCAUUGGAAUAAAUUUAGGGAUAAUUUGUGUAAUAUGUAGGAUUUUUCUUGCUCUGUGAGCAAACUUUUAGACCGCGAUUUUGCCCACUUUGUUAAUGUAUUUAGGCUUUGUUAAUUAACAGUUCAUUUUAAUCAAGGGACUUAUUAUUUAAAGUAAAGGUGUGAACACACACGUUUGAAUAUUAUUUAACUGUUCUCGGUUUUGGCUGCAGGUUUUAUGCACACCUUGUAGGGUAUAAAAAGUAGUCACAUUUGCAUAAGUAAGCUGGUUCUUUUUUUACUUUUUUUAAUGUUAAAACAGACACAACCCGUGCCUAGCAUGAACAGAUGGAGAUUAUAUUACAUUUGCCCUAGCUCGAGACAUUUGUCCUAGCUCCAAGAUGUCGGAUGCAAGGAGCGACAGCAAUGUCAACCAUGUGACGAAAACCAACCAACUAGAAGCCACCACGACAAUAACCAUAGCGAUUUGUGUACUGAUUACGAUAGUUGCGCUCAUCAUCUCAGCCGUCGCAAUCUCCAAACCCGCUGGCUCUGACAUUACAGUCCAGGGUAAAACGACAAGUCCACGACAAACUCCCCAGCCUGCAGUAGCAUACUCACCCAGUACCUAUGACGCCAGCUGGUGUCAGGCUUCCAAUAGAAGGAGAAUUUACACAGUGGCCAUUGGAUUCGAUAUUGGGGCUUAUGUAUAUAGUGACGACAGCGGGUUUCAAGUUGGAUUCGGUCACGACCUAAUAGACGCAGUGUGUCAGGAGGCGGGAAUUGAUUGCAGGAUUGUCACGGAGCCGUUCACCAACUGCAUGUUCUCAGAGAAAGGGCAGCCACAAAGAGGGGGGAUAGGACUUAUGGAAGGUUGGUACGACGCCUGCAUCGGAUAUCUGGCCUCACGUCAACGAAGGCAGAUUUUCUCAUUUUCCAAGCCGUUUCUGAAACCACUCGAGGUCUAUUUCUACGCCUUUCCUGGAUUUAAUCCAUUCAAUAUUACUGGAAAGAAAGUAGGACUGAUUAGCGGGUUCUUCACUAACGAAGCUUGUAUAGCCGGACUGGACCAGGUAGCUGGAAGAGACGUCCCGCACGCCAACGUUUUCCAUGCCCAAACACCUGCCGAGCUCUUGGCUAUGAUCCAGAACGGAACAGUAGAUGUGGGUUUUGCGGCCGCAGUAGAUGUGAUCAACGUAAUCUCUGACACUAAUGUUCGACAGUUCCCCUCGGGUCCCUUCUUCUGUAAGAAUUACGGACAGACCGGAAUGAUGACCCGUAAAGACAACGACUUCAACUCUAAAUGGAAUGAAGGGUUUGAGAAACUGGUCUCUUCAGGACGUUUUAAACGGCUAUGUGAUGAGGCACGGAUCAAGCACGGUCAUCGCGGUGAGAUUGACUGUGUUGAUGCCUAACAACAGCUGGGAUCUGUAACCUUCACCUUGAUAGCUAAACCACAGGACGAGGCACCCGUAACUUUUAUGGCAACUUGUGGAACUUACAAGAGGCCACGGCAAAAUUUUUUAAUGAAUCUAAUGGAUAGAACAGAAAAUUUAUUGAUGACGAUGACGAUGAUGAUGGAAGGAUGACCACCAAUAAUACCAGACCCGCAGUGUUUUUUAAGGAAGCACAACUGUAAUUCCAACAGGCUUAUUACAUUUAUAUGCAUAACUUCAGCGCUGCAGUUAAUAGUCAUCAUCAUUUCAUUACCAUUACAAUUGACUAAUUUUAUUAACUUCUUUUUUUGAAAAAAUCAACAGUCUCAUGAAAGAAAUGUCGUCUUCAGAAAAGAAAAACAGAACUUUUUAUAAUCGAAAUAAGCUAGCUGUUUUAUUUUUUAUUUUUCAUGUGACGCACGAGGCUCCUGGUUUAAUUUAAGAGACUACUUUAGCAAAGGAAAAACGACCAAGCGGUGCCGUGCUGACUGCGGUAAUGCAGUUAUAUGGGUUAUAUAAAGCUAAGAACUAAGUUUUGUUAAAAUAUUUGAAACAGGUAAUUCUGAAACUUUUUGUUUGGACAUAGAUGAAAAUUAUAGCCUCGUUUUGGCCUACGACAAAGACCAUAGGUUAACUUACAUGUAUUAACAAAAUUUGAAAAAGGUGAUGCUUGUGUUUAAGAAUUUUACGAAUACGAGUGGGGGAAAGUGUAUCAGGCAAAUACACAUUUUGAAUUACUACAGCUGGAUCCAUCACAUUAUAAAAUUCGGAUUAAGUUGAGUCCGUAGCCAACGGUAUGCUCCAUAUAUAACUAGCUGCGACCCCAUUCAGCAGAAUGAAAAUGGUAUAGUUCAGCAGGUUCAUAUUUGCGAAAUAUUUUACUUUUUCAAAAAUCAUGUAGAAAAUUAAGUUUUACACGCAAAAACCUCAGCUUUUCAACUCACGCGGUUUCUUUUGGUUCGUGAUAACUUUGCUGACUUAGACAAGCACUGAGACGUGUAUUGGAACAUGUACAGUAUAACGUGGUUGAAUUUAGGAAUGGAAAGAAUACCUGUUUUACCUUAGCAACCGUGAUAGCUUUGACCUAUAAAAUCCCAUGAAGAUUAAGAGGAGUAAGAAUGCUUGUAAUUUACUUUUUAUUCGCUUUUGCUGAUUAAUGCAUUUCUAUGGCUUUAACUUCAGUCUUAAGGGUACUUAUACAGUGAUGUUCAUAAGUGAAGAAACAUUUGCUUUUCAAUUUUCUUUUUAAAAAACCAAACCUUUAUUCAGAGGGAAAUCUGCACAGACGUUUUCCACUGAUUGAAUAUAAUACCACACCAUGUACAAAACAUUAAAAAUGUUACAAUAUUUUCAAAGUAGACUUUUUAUACUCUUUUUAGACCGUGAUUUUGCAGUUCGUUAAUGAAUACCCACUUUGUUAAUUAGCAGUUCAUUUUAAUCAAGGGACUUGUUAUUUCAAGUAAAAGAGUGAACACAAACAUUUGAAUAUUAUUUAUUUGUGCUCGGUGUCUGGUUGCAGGCUUUGUGCUCACCUGGUAGGGUAUAAAAAGUAGUCACGUUUGCAUAAGAAGGCUGGAUCUUUU
Messenger RNA from Lingula anatina, 4460 nucleotides. RefSeq lists its product as uncharacterized. The record is from RefSeq and is a predicted model, not a curated record. Lineage: Eukaryota; Metazoa; Brachiopoda; Lingulata; Lingulida; Lingulidae.